AUGGCCUUUCAGAAUGAACCUUCCAACUCUCUCACCCAGAUUGCGGCAGAUCGUCUCCGACGCUUUGCAGCCCCUCGUUCAGAGCGCAGCUCACAGACGACCGUCGAAAAAUGUGAAUGGAUUAAGUCACCUUCUCUCGGAAUAUACCUGGGAUCUUUCGAGCAACCGGCAACGGAAGCGCAAACCAAGUUUUUCGCCGACAAUGAUACGGUCAUUCUUGAUCCUCUACAACCCAAUAUCAGUGCUACAUUGAAGGCCACUUGUGGGAUGUCCGGUGCUCCUACCCGCAUGAUUGGUAGAAUUGAUUUGGCAGUGCUGCUCGGAAAUCCUGUGCACGAACGCAUGUCGGAAUCAUCUCUCAUCUCAAGUCUCGACAAAAUUAUGAGUACUGCUUCAACCCACUUCCAGGGUGUAGAUGGUGGCAUUGACAGUAGUGGGUUCAACGGCAUACUCUUAGCGGGUUGGGAAAUAUUUCCGAUACCAGUCUUGAAUCUACUGAAUGCGGUGCUCACCACAAAUGGGCUAGAAGUUUAUCUUGAGACAGGUGGGCCCGACUUCUUGAAGACUCCAAACGUCUUGACGGCAGAUUCUAUUGCCGGACUGGUGAUAAGAAAUGCUCUCAUGCAUCCAAACGGAGAUAGGCGAGACUGCUUUGAUAUGGAGAGUCUUCGACCGACAGUGAAGUCAUUCAUCUCUCAAGCUUGCCUGAGAAACUUCGCAGUCCUGGUUUGGGAAACAUUGGAUAGCGACGCAGUGCCGUCAAUUGCAGCGCUGAAACGAACUCAUACCUGGUGUAACUUUUAUAGUGUUGUGCCCUGGAUUGGGUCAAACAAUGCGCUUUUUGACCUCUCAAUCAAAAGCUCAACAGUCCAACCACUGAGCGCAUUUGAUUGGCUGAAAGAGCGUCAUGUUUUGGAACUCCACGAUCUUUGGAGAAACAACCGAGCUUCACAGGCCCAAUAUUCAAAUCAAAGUCAGACAGCUUGUCAGUUUGUGGCCACACUUCUACCAUGCCUUCAAGUCGCUCAAGGAACUUCUGGCUGCGCACACGACAAUUCAGCCAGUAUUUCGUUGUCGCCAGUUCCACCCUCCGAAUUCGAUGACUGGUUUGUUCUGAAAGAUGGAGCUCAAGGUGAUCCGAUUUGUUUUUCACCCAAUGGAAUGAGCUACGAAGGCAUGGGCUGUUUCCCUCUCGGCGUCGACGUUACGAUUGAAGACUUUCAGGAUGUCUGCUGGUCUCAGCGAAAUCUAAAAAAGCUCGACUUGCUUGAUUCUCUUCCCACUGCUACUCUGCAAUCAUACGGUGCUGUCUUCGACCGUUUUAUCACAGAAUUUGACAGCUCUGUGAGUUCUCAACAUGCCAGCUUGCUGUACGGUCAAGACGAUAUUCGGGAACUGUCUAAGCUUUUGUCCCAAACAUCUGAAGAAUGUAUCGAAGGUAUCCGGAUCUUCGUUGGUCUUCACUCGGGCUUUCAAAAAAGGCCGCGACAGCAAUUUUGGGCUGUUUACAAUGUCCACAACUCCAUUACAGACAUAUUCCUUUCAAAGGACGCACAGGACGUGAUGGGCACCAUUCUCCAUACUUUUCUCUCCUGCCGAGGCCUCACUCGGCGCCAAUGCUUUACCGCAGAGUUCCUAUUUGCUCGCUGGAACGAUACACUUGUUGUACCCAAUGGCAUUUUGAGGAGGACUAUCCAAGAUCUUAGUAGACUAACGCCAGAAGAGUGCAUGGUCCUUUUACAGCAGAUCACUUUCUCCGAGACAGAAGACGAUUCAUUCCUCGCCGGUGUGAAGUCAACUCUUGCGCAGCAACUGAUCGACAAACCGUCAAUGCACCAGCUCAAAGAACUUGGUACAGCUGCCUAUCUCAAUGGUAGUGUUACCAGGGAAGAUCUUGUUGCUGCCCGACUACGCUGGCACUGUCAACGGAAUCAGCCUCAUCCGAACUUAUCUGCCGCAGUGGAUUUAUUCUCCGAGGUUGAAGCGACCGUUAUCCGCGUUCUCCGGGAUCGGAAUCGCGACGUGCUUCAAAGUUUGACGGACGCCUUGGACGGCUUCCUUGGCGAAUCUAUCACCGCCAUAGACGCCACAGCCGAUACAUUUACUUUGUCACUAUUUUGCACCAUGCAAAAGCUAGCAUUUGAAGAAGUCUACAUGGAAGUGACAGACCGAAAUCCUCUCUUUAACGACCAACCCGACCAAGCAGCUGCCUUUGCAGAACUAUUUGCACUAGGAUCCCGUUGCGAGUCAUACUUUGAUAUGACCCCGAGUCAGUUUGGGGAGCUUUUAUCAAAGAGAUAUCACGACCACUACAGUGUCAAGCAGCCCCCGCCGUUUAAAGAAAGCAAAUUUGCUCUCAGCUCAGCAUUUGCAGAAGCACAAAUCGACGUUGAUCCCAAUUUUACAGGGCAUGAGAUGCCAUCCUAUCAGCGCUUUACUUUCUUGAGCGUGUUUGCUAUCCCCGCCUUGAUCGAUAUCCUUAUGCUUACAACAACGGGCCAUGGACUUUACCUCAGUUCCUAUAUGACUGAGCAAGAACAACACAGUGCGACGGUCGCGCUGAUGCUCUCACUUCUUCUCUCUGGAGCUAUUGGAACUUGGAUCACCUGCGGCGGAACAUACUACUUGGCAUCUAUGGCCUUCUCUGCGAUGAACCUUUUUGUGAUUACCCGCCUCCUUGGUGGAUUUGCUUUUACACUUAUUGUUGGGUUUGUCGGGUUCGUUGCGUUCACUUGUAUGACCGGCGUUCGAGCAGGCAUCGUUUUCUUUCUCUACUUAAUAGCCCUUACGACAUACCUUUGCCUGCUCGCUGCCCUUGCAAAUUUCCAAUUUUCUGGAUCCACUUUCCAAUCUGGUCGAACAGUUAUAAUAAUGUGCAUACCAGUUCUCUUCAUCUCACCGAUAACGACAAUCUUUCUGCCGCUUCACGAUAUCGACAUCUAUCUUCCGGUUCUCUAUCUUUUCAUUUCUUUAUUGAUUUUGGGAGUGCGACGCAUUGGAUCACGCUGGACAACUUGGUACCAAAAGAUAUUCCCCCUGGAUGACUCGACCCUAAAAGAAUGGUAUUUGGACAAAAUCUCUAGCAGUACCAGGGAUGAGCUUGAGAAAAUGUCCGAGCCAGCAAUCCUGAAGCUUGCACGCCAAGCACUUUUCCAUGAUGUCGCCUUGGAAAACCGAAAGUGGUUUCUCUCACACCAGACAAAGGAUCCUUUGGUGGUACAACUGGCCAAGUCAUUUAAAGCCACCGACUUCUUGAUGGACUGGUAUUGUCGAUACUCAAGUGUUCCCAAACCUAUUCCAUUCAGCUCUGCCUGGAAUGUUCAAACGAAGGUCGCCCUAGAUUCUUUGCAGAAGUCACAACUUGGGAUUCGAUUCCACAAUGGAUUUAUCCACUGGCGGCAAGCCGGGGACGAGAUUGGAUGUACAGUCCUCUAUUUCGUUAUUGCCCUCUUGGAUAAAUGGGUCUCACUCAUUAACGGCGCCGCACUUACUGGUUAUCUGUCAUCGGACAGCAACUUGAGGAUGCCGAUUGGAUUCGGUCUGGCGUAUUACCUGAUUGGUGCUGUUCUACUUGACUUCAAUGCACACAAACUGCACGAGUUAGCCAGUCAAGGAAAAGAAGAAGUCGUGCCGAUCGACGAUGAUAUUCCUGGAGCUGUGAGAGCCAAAUUCCAGUCUCGAAAAACCUUGUACUGGACCACUCUCUACAAAUAUCUGCUGUGGCAUGUGUGGGGCUUGGCUGUGACGGCGACUCUUCUCUGGCUGUUUUCGGGUACCAAGCAGGCCACCAUCGUAUUUCUCAGCUACGUGGGGGCAUACACCGGUCUUCUGUGGUACCAAUACACAAAAGUAUUCUCCGGACCACAUGCUCUGAAACCUCUCUUGGUGGGUGUGUCUUUCGGCCUUCCACUAGGGUUCAUCCUUCAUCACGAGCUACCGAAUUUCCUAUACGCUGAAAUUAUUGCUCUCGCGGCGGCUACUUGGACCGUUGCAAUCCUAUCUUUGUGGGCAGGCAAAAUAGCCGGAACUCCGGUUGAGACCCCAUUGGGCCACAUCGAUGGUGCAUUCCAUGCGUACUCCGCCCCAGGCGCAGAUCAAGCGUGGUCACAGCCCGAACUUCAAUCACUCCACGACAAGCUGACUGGCUUGGCCAAAGGAGAACGCUUUCCGGUCGAUCCAGAAUCGGACUUUGGCAAAAAAGUGAAGCUCAGAUUGAGGGAGUGGAGAUACAUCGAGCUUCCUGAACUUGCAGCUCAAGCAUUCCCAGAAGCUGAAAAGCUGCUUGAGCUGAGUGAAAAGCUAUUCAAGGAAGGAUCCGUCACCGUUGAGCUAGUCUCAGUGGAACAUUUGAUAAAAUAUGACCGAACCAUGAGGGCGGUUAGUUCCCAGAUCAAUCAAAAAAUCCGUCUUUUUGUCGGUUGCGAAACCAAGAGCGUGCCCCGGAAUGAUGAUCCACUUCCACAAUUUCAUCAAGAUGUGGCUGAACUUCUCAUGCAAGUCGUUGCAGAACGUUUUCUUGGCUUCAGCACACGCGACGCAGUCCUUGCCCAGAGCAUGUGGGCGAGUACCAGCGCCUGGGGUGAAUCCGCCAACUCUAGCCUUCUAGAGCGCCAACUGCGGACCUGCACGAAGGCAGGUGAUGCCUCCAGCCUCAUCUCUCACCUGCGCAAGCAGCUUCUGAGAGACCUUUGUCUUGGGUUGAACUGCGAUACCGAAUGGGAGGGACUUCCGGAAGACCUCAGGAAAUAUCUAAUCAACCGUUGUCUUGGUCAUUCUGCCGCUCCCAACGACGACCAGAUCCAGUUUCUGAGCAGCAAACUGAAUAUGUCGUGCGGCCUCGAGUUCGACACAUUCAUCGCGCGUUCCAAUUAUGCAGCCCUCACUGGUGCUAUUACUAUCAGUCGCGCGAGUGCUUGGCUUAGCGGUGACAAGUCCCAGAGAUCACAUUUGCAUCUUAACCCAGUCAACACGAUGUCUAUCCUCAAUCUGUUUGCCCGCACUGCGCCAAUUACACCGCCAUCAUUUUCUGACAGAGUUCACAAAUAUUGUGGCUUCAUCUGGCAUCAAAUUGGCGUCGGAUGUAAGUUCUUUUCUGUCGCCUUCGUCGCAGAUCCCGAGUACCAGAGAGAGGUGAAAUGCACUUUCUCUCGUGGCCCCCAUGUGACCCAGUCUAUGACGAGAUUUUUCUUCACAGGCAUCUGGAUGUGGUCUAAGGCCAUUCAAGAGUUGUUCCUACCUACAUUCCUUUUCCACAAUCGCAAACCUGUCGUCAACCUCUGGAAAAAUGUCCAAGGAAUUGAAGUCUCCUUGAAGCGUCGUCACAUCACGAUCCGAAACCUGGAUGGGAAUUUCACAGCAUUCAUCCACCCUGUAGAUGAAGGCACAUUCAAGCUUCUUCAAUAUCGUGGAGACCACCAGUCGGAGCCGGAAUCCAAGGAUGAGCUCUGUUCUAUCAACAUGUACUCCCACGGCCUAGCCCUUCUGCGUCGUGUUGAAAUGAACAACGGGUCUACCAUUAAUGACUAUGUCUACGAAUACCGCCACCCGGAUCCACGUGAACGAAAAAGACUCUCAAAGACCGACAUAUUGGCUUGCCCAAUUACGAGAAAGGGGAUCGCUGGCCAGCAUAAUUCUCAAGCCGUGAAUUACAACUCGAAAGGCCAAAUUGAUUCUGGUUCCUGGAUCAAAGACGGCAAUCUCAUCCGCUUCCAGUACCAUUACCAAAAGACCGGCAAAGUCCAGGCUGCUCUACUGCGGGCUGAGUUCGUUCUCCCACACAUGAGCUGUACAGUCUCUUGGUGUGCUGCACCACGAUCUCAUCCCGAGAGACUCGAUACCUGGAUCCCUCAUUCUCAAGUCACAGAAGCUACAUUUGUGUGGGGCGAAGACGUCUGGGAGAACAAGUACCUGUAUGAUCACAAGUUCCAUCCGACAAUUUCAACGACCUUGAAUGGUCGGACAGUCGACACUCCCCCAUUCAUUUUAUACGAUCAUCUUGCCAUUUUGAAAAAGCCCGAUCACGUCUCAAUCUUAGACGACAACCCACUCUUCUCAUUUGCCUCGGUCAAAUCAAACGCCAUCACUCGCUGGCUGGGCCUCGCAAGCCGCAAAUAUCCUGUGUCCGCCUCCCAGGCACGAUCACGUCUCUGGAAGGCUUGGAAAGAAGACCCUGGUUUUGACGGUAUUGUCGUUCGUUGGCUCGACGAGCGUUUACUUCGUCGAGACCCAAUCCUUCGCCCCUACUGGAGAAAGCGGGAUACCGGCGCGUUAGAUGAGGCUGAAGCGUACCUUGACCAAAAUAGGGACGCUGUGAUGGCCAGUGUUGAUCUCGAUAACAUGAUUUCAAGCUGGACGCCACUUGCCAUGAAGAUCAACGAUCUAUACAGCUUUGGCCAGGGUGGUGAUGCGUGUAGCAGGACGAGAUCAAAUGCUGCUUCGCAAGAGGAUGACGAGGAUGAAGCUGCAUUGCAUGUCAUUGCGGUCGAUACCGGCACGUGGCCAAACGAGGGCGGCGGCGUGUCUGCGUGUCGAAGCGACGUGAUCAAUAAUCUUCGAACGAUCAAAUGGCAUAUGGUCGCCGAAGCAGCCAACGACUUUGGCAUCCCAAAACGGCAGAUUGAGCGCAAUGUCCACUCUCUAAAAAUCAUCCCGCUUUGGGGGCUUGAUUUGAUGACGCCAACUCACGGACUCUUCGCGAAUCGACUGGACUCCGAGGUCGACCAUAAUACCACGCAUGCGACGUUGCUCGAUAUUGAACGCACUUUCGUUCCUAUUUUGGCAGCCAUGAUUUCCGGCGCUAGAGCCCUGGACCUGUCUAUCCGUGAUGUGCAACAAGUCACUCGGGCUUUGGUGAACCUGAAUGCCUACUUCAAGGACUCUCGACACAACUGGAGCGCAGUAUGGAGAAGCGAUGUUGUCAAGAGUGCGUGGAGACGGCUCUGGCUUUCCAAGGCAACCUCAACAUCAAAUGCGGUUCCAUCUUCCCAGUGGCUGAAAGUGGAACUGCCAACAAUAGGACAGUUGGAUCAAGGCCUCGAGCUGUGGUCUCGGUACCUCUUUAUCUUCUCGAUCCCAGUCCCAGACAAGAUGCCAGCCGUCUUUCAGGCGUCGCACCACAGCGUGAGCGCCUCCUACGGGAUCGUUUGCAAGGUCAAGCGGGGCUGUAUCUUGCAAAUUUGGGAUCACGCAAUCUCCUGGAGGGAGACAAAUCUCUACAUGUCUUCGGCACUGUGUGCUUUAUCACCGUUCGUCAGAAACUCUCUCCUGGGGUUAAUGAGAGUGACUUCUGUUCUUACCUUGCACCACGCCGACACGAUCCUUCCAUGUGCUGACUUCUUCAAUCCGAAUUGGGAGGUAGAGAUUGGCACAUGCCAGGGUAAGAUCGAGCAUCGCUCGGCAUUCCGGCGUAAGAUUGAUCCAGUCGUGAAUGGUAUCACGCACAUGGAGCUAUUUACUCCCGUCCAAGAACUCCAAACGAAGACUCCGACGGUGACGAUGUUGUCGCAUGUAUGGUAUUUUUUCAGGUAUGCAAAAGAUAUCAAAACCGCUCUGUUGGCAGCAGACAUCAUUGUCAAUCAAUGGGGUUUCAAAGACUAUCGACUCGAGAUCUACGGUGCCAUCGAUAAAUCUCCCGGGUACACAACCAACUGCCAGGAGAUCAUUGCUACCAAGUCUCUGCGCUACAACGUCUUCCUUCAAGGUGAGGCAGACCCGAUCAGCGUUCUUCAGAAGACUUGGCUAUUCCUAAAUUCCUCGAUUUCAGAAGGCCUUCCCCUAGCUCUCGGCGAAGCCGCCUUGACCGGCGCACCUAUCGUCUGUACAGAUGUCGGUGCUUCCCUCCGAGUACUCAAAGACCCCGACGACGGUUCGUGCUUCAGUGCAGUUGUCGCUCCCAACGAUGCCCUCGCCAUGGCACGCGCACAAAUCAAGCUCCUCGCUCUUCUCGAAGAGUGGAGUGCGUACGCAGACUCCACAGCGAGCAGCGAAACAACGUCCGAUUCCUCAUUCCCCACCAACCCAACAUCAGAAGAUGUUGCUAGGAUUACGCAGCGCAUGUACGAACAAUCCGCUGCCCGUCGAGCCCUGGGCAUGAGAUCCCGGGCCAUCGUCCAGAAGUCCUUUAGCGGGGAGCGCUAUCUGCGCGAACACGAGCAGAUGCUGUGGAUUGGCAAAGCUCGCUACGAUAUGGCUCGCGCAAUGGUUUCUCGGCCAGUGACAUUGCUGCCAGCUCGAAGAGCUGUGCAGCUUGUUGAUCUGACUAGUGCAAAGGUGCAGGCCGGGCCGGGCGAGUCGCUACAGAUUCCCAGCCUGGCCUACGGGAUAAGUAGCGAGACGCCGAGUAUGGCGACUGACUUUACGCCUGGGACUGGAAUCGAGGCGAGACUGCAGAUUGCGGAGCAGGAGGUGAUUAAGAGUCCGGGGAGGGCGGUGGUGAAGAUUGUUGAGGUGGGACACCGGCGGCAGGAUAGUGUGAUGAGUGGAUCUGGCCAAAAUUGGGUUUAA
Molecule: messenger RNA, 8502 nt
Organism: Hyaloscypha bicolor E
Lineage: Eukaryota; Fungi; Ascomycota; Leotiomycetes; Helotiales; Hyaloscyphaceae
Product: glycosyltransferase family 4 protein
Exons: 11
Coding region: 1-8502 (2833 amino acids)
Molecular function (GO): glycosyltransferase activity
Source: RefSeq, a predicted model, not a curated record